AUGGCCACCCACAAAGCCUCAGCCAUCGUCAUUGACGACUAUGAACUUCCAAAGGGCCGAAAAGCAGUCGGGACCCUCAUUACGGCUGCUCUGAUGGUCCUCUCGUCUAGACGCAAGUUCAUCGAGCCUCGAUCAUUUAUCCACGAUCACAUCCUAGCAAGGAGUAUCAAAGCCCACAAAUACUCCAAGCUAGUCCAAGACAUCAUCUUCUACGCUCUGUUUGGUCUCCACGGGGUCGAGACUGUCUGGUUCGCCUUUACCAAACUGAAGAAGCACAACGUCAAACUCACCAGCCCCGCCUGGAUUGAGUGGGUUGCCACAGUCUUUGCUGGAGGUGUCUUCGCCAGAGAGCAUUUCGAUGAAUUUAUCGAGCAGAAGGAGCUCAAGGCUAUCAAGGAAAUCUAG
Molecule: messenger RNA, 405 nt
Organism: Exophiala xenobiotica
Lineage: Eukaryota; Fungi; Ascomycota; Eurotiomycetes; Chaetothyriales; Herpotrichiellaceae
Exons: 1
Coding region: 1-405 (134 amino acids)
Source: RefSeq, a predicted model, not a curated record